This is a messenger RNA of Dipodomys ordii (Ord's kangaroo rat), 477 nucleotides long. It is a transcript of the gene Tmem89, whose product is annotated as transmembrane protein 89. The transcript is spliced from 2 exons. The record is from RefSeq and is a predicted model, not a curated record. Bases 1 to 477 code for a protein of 158 amino acids. Lineage: Eukaryota; Metazoa; Chordata; Mammalia; Rodentia; Heteromyidae.
AUGCUGAGUGUUCAGUUCUUACUGCCGCUGCUCUUACUAGCAAUGUCUGCCCCAACCCAUGCCUGGUCACGCCCCGUCUGGUAUCAGGUGGGGCUAGACUUACAACCCUGGGGAUGCCAACCGGAGAGGCUGGAUGGUUGUAGAGGUGGUCUGGGUUGUCCUGGCUAUUGGAUGGGCCUGGGAGGGAACCGCAUCUACCCUGUGGCUGGGGUCACGAUCACUACCACCAUGAUGCUGGUGAUCAGUCGUGUGAUGAUGCAACGGAAGCGAUCUCCCCAGCUCACUACAAAUCAGUCACAAGUGACCCCCAACCCCAGUUGUCCCUGGAAACGGCGGGCCACCGUCUCAGACCGCACCCUCCUCCUAGGGGUCCUUCAUAUGUUGGAUGCUCUACUGAUUCAUAUCGAGAGUCACCUGCAGUGCCUAGCCACCAAGCAGCAAAUUCAAAUAAAGGGGAAUCCCACCCAGUGUGGGUGA